Molecule: messenger RNA, 1908 nt
Organism: Sarcophilus harrisii (Tasmanian devil)
Lineage: Eukaryota; Metazoa; Chordata; Mammalia; Dasyuromorphia; Dasyuridae
Gene: NRL
Product: neural retina leucine zipper
Exons: 2
Coding region: 22-786 (254 amino acids)
Biological process (GO): regulation of transcription by RNA polymerase II
Cellular component (GO): nucleus
Molecular function (GO): DNA-binding transcription factor activity, RNA polymerase II-specific; RNA polymerase II cis-regulatory region sequence-specific DNA binding
Source: RefSeq, a predicted model, not a curated record
CCUUCUCACCUGCCUUCAGGAAUGGCACUGCCCCCUAGUCCCUUGGCUAUGGAGUAUGUCAAUGAUUUUGAUCUGAUGAAGUUUGAGGUAAAAAGGGAGCCCCCCGAGGGCCGAUCUGGGCCUCCCGCAGCCUCACUGGGCUCAACCCCCUACAGUUCAGUGCCACCUUCACCCACCUUCAGUGAUCCAGGUGUGGUGGGAACCACUGAGGGGGUCAGGCAGGGUCUGGAAGAGCUAUUCUGGCUGGCUGCACUGCAACAACAACUGGGUACUGGGGAGGGACUGGGGUUGAGUCCUGAUGAGGCUGUGGAGUUUCUGCAGGGACAGGGACCAGUCCCUGCUGAGGGACCUCUCUCCCACUACCCAGGAAGUACAGAAGAGAUGGGUGGCCUGAAUCCCCAGCUCCAGGGGCUGGCAGAGCGGUUUUCGGAUGCUGCCUUGGUGUCCAUGUCGGUGCGUGAGCUAAACCGGCAGCUGCGGGGCUGCGGGCGGGAUGAGGCUCUGCGGCUCAAGCAGAGACGCCGCACCCUGAAGAACCGCGGCUACGCCCAGGCCUGCCGCUCCAAGCGGCUGCAGCAGAGGCGCGGGCUGGAGGCGGAGCGGGCUCGCCUGGCCGCCCAGCUGGACGCCUUGCGAGCGGAGUUAGUGCGCCUGGCCCGGGAGCGUGACCUCUACAAAGCCCGCUGUGACAAGAUGUCAGUCGGCGCCUCUGGCUCCGGUGCUAGCCUUGGCCUUGGCCCGGACCGAUCCCCACGCCAGGGGGACCACAGUCAAUUCUUCCUCUGAAGUCGGUCCCUUCCGGGACCACACACUGGAAAAGCGCACGAGGCUCCAUGGCCUGAGUGGUUUCCUUACCCUAACAAUCUGGUACCUCCCCUGGCCAGACGAGAACCCCUAGAUGCAUCACAUAAGAGGAGGCUUCGGCUCGUUUUUGUUUGAUUCAGAAAGUUUUCUUUAGAGGUCUUCCAUUUAGGAUUUCUGAUCUCUCCCAAAAGAGAAGUGGGGGAACUGCAAGGAUGAGUCUCCAUCCUAUUCCCUGGGAGGAAUCCCAGAUUCCUCCUCCCUUACUUUCCCCCUCUCCAGUUUCUAGACCAUACAUAUAGACGGGAUCCUAGAACACGGAAUCCUUGGGUCUGCACGGACAAGAGGCAAAACUGAUGGACUUCUUGGAAGAGAGCAUAGGAUAGGAUUUCUAAGCAUCAACACUGUAUGUAGCAUGUGACAGAGAGGGUAUGCUCCUUCAUUUGGGAGAUAUUUAGGGAUCUUCUCUUUCCUCCACCUCAUUUAUCUGGGGUUCCGUUUUGCUUCUGAUUUCUGGAAUUUUUUAGAUCAAGUCUGAGGGACUAUAGCUUAGCUGUCACUUUAAAAAAUUUCCCAACUAGAACACUAGAUUGAAUGGUUUCUCUCCCAGGAACCUCCCAUACAAAGUUCAACAAAAAUCCUUAUGGGAAAUGCUCCCCUCUCCACCUCUUGAACCAGGCAAACACCAGAGAGGCUCAGGAGAUCAAGAGGUUGGGAUCAGACAAUUUUCCUAGCUCAAAAGAUGGGCCAAGAGAAAUUUACAGAGGGCAGUUCCCUCACCUCUAGCAUUCUGACUCAGAACUCAGAAAGUAAGUUGGGCAGAUCUGACCUUUAAAUAUACUUAGGUGAGUAAGGGAGGGCUUACAUUAGUGAGGGGCUCUUGGAAAUUUUGAGAAUGUACUUUCCAGAGUCCCUCUUUUAGAUCCCAACCUAUCAUGUGACUCAAACAUCCUCAGGUAACCCUGCUUGCAUCCUCCAGCAUUUUUUAGACGAAACUCCUUUGGGGUUAGGGAGGAAUGGGAAAUAAAUUUAAAAUGAAGGUUGGGAUGAGGAUUUUUAAUACUGUUGAUCAAAAGCCAAUACAAUGAAAGAUAUUUCUAUUCUUUG